CUCCCAGAUCCCGAUCGGGAAGUGCCGCAGAUCUUAUCAAUUUCCUUAUCAAUUUUCACGUUUUUCCGCCUCCAAAAUACCCGCCUUCUCCGCCUCGACUGGCGUCCCCUCUCCACUGCCCGAGACACUUCUGUCUUUGCUUUUGCAGUCUAUAGAGAUCUCUUGCUAUUCUUGUCCCUUUGUUUUGCCACUCGUUUCGCGCCCUUCCUUGUAUUUCACUCGUCGAAGAGGCGUCGAGCCACCGUCAUCUGUAUCUUCAUCGCUAUAAUCUCCUAGAUUUUCGCAAUUUUAUCGUGCUUCCCGAGAGAUGGAGCGAUAGUGAGGGUGCCGUUCAACGGCCUUGACGGACAUCUCACAUUGUUUUCGGUCAUGCAACCGCUUCUUGUGCAUAUUUUUCAAAAGAUAUUCUCUUUAGUUAUUGUGGCGGCUACCGUUUGAUACCAUCAUCUCAGCAUACAUUUAUUUUGUUGUUUAUAUUCUGUUGGAACCUUUUUUUUUUUUUUUUUUUUCACCCCUUUUUGAUAAUAUGACUUUCUCCGUUCUUGCUCGCAAACGGCGCCGACAGCUUUCGCCUCCCUCCCCUCACAUCGUCUCUCGCAAGUCAUCCGUGGUGAUGGUUCCGGCAUUGCCUAUGACCCCCCCGGAUCCCGAUGUCGACCCAAUCCCAAGUAUCAACCCGACCGCGUCGGCCUUAGAUACGGUAGUCCAUGUGAUCUCCACGGAGCGGGCAGCUUUGGCGAACUUGGAGCGGAUGUAUGCGACCGAUCCGUUUUCUAGGGAGAGCAUGGAGCGCGCAGUCGAGCAAAUCGCAAAAACAAUCAACGUCGGAGGGAAACUUGUCAUCUGUGGAGUGGGCAAGAGCGGGAAAAUUGGCGAAAAAUUGGUCGCUACAAUGAACAGUUUCGGCAUUCAGAGCUGCUUUUUGCAUCCAACGGAGGCUUUGCAUGGGGAUUUGGGUAUGAUAAAACAGAACGAUACUCUUCUUUUCAUCACGUUUUCGGGUAAAACGUCGGAGUUAUCUAUGGUCCUUCCGCAUAUUCCACCCAUGUUACCGGUGAUAGCGAUCACGGCACAUAUGCAGCCAUCGUCGUGCGCUCUGCUUUCUGAUUCUGAUAUCCGAUAUACAAUUUUGCUCCCAGCUCCGGUACAUGAGCGUGAGGAAAUAUCUUUCGGCUUGCCUGCACCAACAACAUCGACAACUGUUGCGUUAGCGGUGGGUGAUGCGCUCGCUCUUGCCGUUGCUAGAAGCCUGCACACUAUCCCUGGAAGGGGUCCAGCAGAAGUUUUCAAAGAGUUCCACCCGGGAGGAGCUAUUGGCGCCGCGUUUGCUUCAUCUUCUUCAUCCGCGUCGGAAACGCCCUCUCGAAGUUCGGCAUCAUCCGCCACGAGCUCACCCACACUUGUUGGGCUAAAUGGUGCCCUUGACCAGCCAAAUGGAAUCAAUACUGCCCUGCAGCAGUCUCACCAAAAGUUAAUAUCCGAUAUUGCAACUCCAUUAUCGUAUAUACCAAUUAUUUCGCAGCUUGAACCAUCAUCGUCAAAUACUCGCAUAGCGGACGUCCUGGCGGCGGCCGUGCGCUGUCCCAAAGCAAAUUUCUGGGUCUUAAUGACCACGGAUUGCAUAAUUUCACCAACACGCCUCCGCUUUCUGGCGGGUGAUCGCGAUCCUGGAACUCGAUUGUGUGAUGUUGACGAUAAAAGUCAUGUCGUUGUUAAACAAAACUGGAUUCGUGUCCCAAAAUCAUCAUCCCUAGCGACUGUGCGGCAAAUCCUCAAUGAUAUCGACUCUUCAAGCAAAUAUGAGGGUGCUGUCGGAAAAACUGGAAAGCUACCUGGAAAAGACCGUGUAGUUGCGAUCACAGGUGAAAAGUUUGAGGACGAUGUGUAUGGUUUCGUUGAAGAGCAGGAGGUUUGGCGCGGCGAUAUGUAAUCACCUGGAUUCCUCUUCCUUUACGGGUAACCCCUGAACAGAAAGCAUCGAAAUGAUUGUUAUGAACUUGAAGUCAGCCCCUGUCGACUUCUGCAUCCAAAGAAGCAUAUAUACUUAACCAUCUAUCAUUCUUGAGCAUAGAUAAAGAUGAUUUCUAUUAUUGUU
Messenger RNA from Coccidioides immitis RS, 2095 nucleotides. Its product is annotated as sugar isomerase. Lineage: Eukaryota; Fungi; Ascomycota; Eurotiomycetes; Onygenales; Onygenaceae. The record is from RefSeq and is a predicted model, not a curated record. The coding region runs from base 527 to 1930 and encodes 467 amino acids. The transcript has 2 exons. Gene Ontology annotation, molecular function: carbohydrate derivative binding. Gene Ontology annotation, biological process: carbohydrate derivative metabolic process.